AGGAGCAGUGAUCAGGUACCCUUUCCGGAGUACUCCAUUAGGAGCAGCUCUGAGAAGAGCGUGUUGAAAGGGCCUACCCUGAGUCCAUGACCUACAACUCGCGUCACCUGCGGGACUCUCUCUCUCUCUCUCUUUGGCCCCUUGCCCUCUAGCUUCCCAUGGAAAGAAACGAGCUGGCCUGGUGAUCUCUUGUGCAUCUGUGCCAAUCUCUCAUCACCCCAUGAGAUCGCCUCUGCUUGUCUUCAAUAUUUGAUCCCGAUUGCAGCAAAGAAGGGAAAAAGAGGUGAAAGACAGGAACGGAAAGAGAGUGUCGGAGGGAGAUAGAGCGAGAACGAACAAGAAGCAAGGCGAGAAGUACCUCGUCCUGAAGUGCAAGGGGGGUGGUGGGGAGGGGCAGAAGAUGGUGAAUUACGUAAACGCCUUGUUGUAUGGGGUAGGAGGGAUCGUGGUGGCGGGGAUGUCACUGCUGGUGGCUCUUCAGGAGAAGUUGGUCUACGUGCCCGUGGUCCCUGGCCUCACCAAGGGGUACCCAAUCACCCCGGCCCGCCUUCAUCUCAAGUUCGAGGAUGUCUGGCUCCGAUCCUCUGAUGGCGUCCGCCUCCACGCCUGGUUCAUUAAGCUCUUCCCAGAUUGUAGAGGGCCAACGCUCCUUUUCUUUCAAGAAAAUGCUGGCAAUAUUGCUCAUCGUCUGGAGUACAUUCGCAUAAUGCUGCAACAAUUGCAAUGCAAUGUUUUCAUGCUAUCAUAUAGAGGAUAUGGAGCAAGCGAAGGCUAUCCUUCCCAACAUGGUAUUAUUAAAGAUGCCCAGGCAGCAUUGGAUCAUCUAACUCAACGUACUGACAUUGACACUUCUAAGAUCAUUGUGUUUGGAAGAUCUCUUGGAGGUGCUGUUGGUGCAGCUCUGGCAAAAAACAACCCUGAUAAGGUUUCGGCAUUGAUAUUGGAGAACACUUUCACUUCUGUCCUGGAUAUGGCAGGCGUUCUUCUACCUUUCUUGAGGUGGUUCAUUGGAAGUACUGCAUUCAAGGGGCCAAAGAUUCUCAAUUUUCUUGUUCGCUCUCCCUGGAAUACGGUUGAAAUCAUUGAUAAGAUCAAACAACCAAUCCUCUUCCUAUCCGGCUUGCAAGAUGAGAUGGUGCCUCCAGCUCACAUGCGGAUGCUUUAUGAGAAAGCGUCUUCAAGUAAUUCACGUACUUUAUUUGUAGACUUCCCCGAUGGGAUGCACAUGGACACUUGGUUGUCAGGUGCAGAGCGUUAUUGGAGAUCAAUUCAGUUAUUUUUUAUGCGAUAUCUUCCACAGGCGGAGGCGCAGAUGGUGCGCCCUGUAGGUGAUUCCAUACAUGAAGACAUUCAAGAAAAGUUAUGAAUGGUUCAAGACAGCUAACGGAAGUGUGAAUCAUGAAGAUCUAGCGCACCAAAACCUGCUACAAUGCUUUAACGAUUGCAGAACCCAUAAGAUCUCUCUGGAGAAAAUUCCUUUUUCCCUUGGGCUCCUCCUUUUAUGUGAAGUCCAGGUUUGUAAUGCAGAUGCUGAACAGAGAUGUUCCCCGCCAGUGUUCUCUUCACAUCUCUGUAAAAUGUUAUUAAUUGUGUUCCGGAAUGUUGAUGACAAAAUCACGAUUUGGAAACUGCCAUUAUUUGA
Molecule: messenger RNA, 1642 nt
Organism: Nymphaea colorata (pocket water lily)
Lineage: Eukaryota; Viridiplantae; Streptophyta; Magnoliopsida; Nymphaeales; Nymphaeaceae
Product: alpha/beta hydrolase domain-containing protein WAV2
Exons: 8
Coding region: 401-1366 (321 amino acids)
Biological process (GO): proteolysis
Cellular component (GO): membrane
Molecular function (GO): serine-type peptidase activity; palmitoyl-(protein) hydrolase activity
Source: RefSeq, a predicted model, not a curated record